GGAAAUCCCGAGCAGUUCGGGUGUUUGUGUUUUGUGUUUCGUUGUUUUAAAUGUUUCAAUAUGCUACUGCUCAACAACAGUAAAAAGCGCUCACAAAAGUCCUAAUUCAAUUAACUGGAAGCCCGUUUGCCAGCGACUGCUCAAGUUCUCGCUCCCCCAUUUGGGCCUGGUGAAAUGUGCAGAGUUGGCGCUUUUGUCGCAAGAAUCGUGUUCUGCUGAGUCAGAAGUUUAGAACCUCCUCCUCCGUCGUCGGGGAGAAAGUGUCACAUUACAGUGCCGCGAGAAGCAACAGGAGGACACGACGCGGCCGCAAACUGCUGAUUUUGCAAAAUGGAGUUUGCCGAACUGAUAAGAACUCCGAAGCUCGACGGAGUCCAACUGUACGAACAGUUAAAGCGGGAGUCUAUCGACGGAACAUUGUGCAUUACUGGUCACCAUCUGAUCCUGAGUACACGCCGAGAAGGAGCACGGGAAUUGUGGCUUCUGCACCAGAACGUGGACAUAGUCGAGCGGAAGCCGUACAUCAACAACAAUGUGCUCGAGGGUGGCACCAUCAUCCUCAAGUGCAAGGAUCUGCGCAUCAUCCAGCUGAGGAUCAACUCCCCGCAGGAGUACUUCAACGUGUCCAACUCGAUCGAGCAGCUGUCGAACCUGGAGGAGAUCAAGAAGCUUUACCCGUUCUUUUACAUUCCGAUGUACAACGUGAUCGAGGACGGCCACACGGAGUACUCGCUGGAGUCGGAGUUUGCCAAGCUGCUGGCGACGGACGAGUGGCGGUUGACGGGUGCGAACGCGGACUUUCGGCUGUGUCCCAGCUAUGGACCGCGGUUGAUUGUGCCGAGGGGGGUGAGCGACGAUCAGUUGGCCCAGUCGGCGGCAUUUCGCGAUGGCGGCCGCUUUCCGGUGCUAGCGUAUCGACACACGAAUGGGGCGGUGCUGUUUCGGUGUGCGCAACCGCUGGCCGGGCCGGGUGUGAAGCGGUGUCGGGCGGAUGAGGCGAUUUUGAAUGCGGUCGUUGAGGUUGGGGGUAAGAAGGGGUGUAUCUUCGAUACGUGGGGCAAGGGAAAGGGUUCGAACACGGAAAUUGAACCGCACUACCCGCAGUGGAGGAUAUUAAGUCGACCGAUUGGGGCGGGCUGGUCGUCGGUUGGGGCCUUGCUAGAUAGCUUCAGUAAGUUGAUGGACGCGUGCAACGACGUGGGCACGAGCUCGGAUCGGUGGCUUGGUCGGUUGGAGGGAUGCGGCUGGUUGAGUUACGUGCUGAACGCGAUGAACGUGUCGUGCGUGGUGGCGCAGUGUCUGGCGCUGGAGGGCGUUCCGGUGGUGGUGCACGGCGGGAAAGGAAUGGACACGCCGCUGAUUGUGACGUCGGUGGCGCAGAUCAUCCUCAAUCCGGACUGUCGGACGAUCAAGGGGUUGCAAGCGCUGAUCGAGCGCGAAUGGCUGCAGGCCGGCUAUCCGUUCUCGACGCGACACAAACACUCGUGCUACACGCCGCCCAACCAGCGCCAAAAGUCCUCGAGUGCCACCUUUCUGCUCUUUCUGGACUGCGUGUACCAGCUGUUCCACCAGUUUCCGUGCAGCUUCGAGUUCGACUCGCGCUACCUGCUGAUGCUGUUCGAGCACAGCUACAGCAGCCAGUACGGCACGUUCCUGGGGGAUUGCGAGCGCGAGCGGAAGGAACUGAAGGUGCGCGAACGCACCACCAGCCUGUGGAGUCACAUCAACCGACCGCAGAUCAUCGACACGCUGCUCAACCCGAUGUACGUGCCGAACGUGACCGUGCUGUGGCCAUCGGUGGCACCGCUCAGCAUCGUCCUGUGGGCCGACAUGUACACGCGCUGGGUCGUGGACCAGAGCCAGGCGACCCAGAGCCGGGCCCGGAUGCAGGCCAUCAUCACCGAGGAGAAGGAGCUGGAGAAGAAGGCCCGGCGGUUGAGGCGCGAGCUGGCCGAGCUGCAGCGCGAGUACCAGCGGUUACGGCUCGAGGAGGCGCUGCUCGACGAUGGGGAGCUGACGGACGAAGACGUCGAGGAUGACGCCCUGGACCCCGACUGACCACACACGAAAAAAAAAGGCGACGACCCUGGACUGACGAAACGACCGCUUGACUUUAACGAACCCUUUCCGAAAGGCACCACCAAUCCACUGUAAUUUCUAUUAAAUUUCUUGCCAUACGCAAUUGCGUGUUGGUGAGCAUUGUCUAAUGUCUGUCUUGAAAAAUGUCUUGUGAAUAAAUUGUCUAUCUACCUUUGUUGAUCACCUUGUACAAUUUUGAAAUGCUUACAAUUUCUCUCUUAUCUGUUCUUCAACUACACAACAAAAAAAAACAAAUAAAUUGUUCAAUGUUAUAAAACACUACAAAGACUAAAUAUUUUACAAACAAUAUCACCGAAUAAAUAGUUUUGUAAGUUUACACAGCCAACACACACACAUAACACACAAACCGACACGAAAGCAAACAACACAUAACAAAUAGAAAACUAACAUUCAGCUGAGCUUAGAAAUCCGGGCGAAACAAUGCUUAAAGGUGCCUAAGAUUAGAAAGCCUUUCAACAUUGAUUCGCUGGACACUUAAAAUAGAACCAUACUAAAAACCCUCCCAAGACCCAGUGACUAAACUCUCUGUACUAUUUUUAAACGUCGAUUUUAACCUAACCUAACAUUGAGGGUUGGCUCAAUUUACAAAAAAAAAUUGCAGCCUAAAAAUCCUCAAACGGGAGAGCAUCCGAGUGGUCUCUAUUUUAUUUUACUGCGCAUAACUCAUUGAUUCGAUAACUAAGACGAACUAAAAUCAUAAACCAGUGUCAAUUCGGAAGCAUAUUGAAACUGAAUCACGCCUAAGAAGAAUAAAAAAAAGGAGGAAAAUAAAUCUUUUCUUAUCCCUCCCAAAACACUGCGAAACGCAGGAACCUAUUUUUAUAGAAAACUAAAAUAGGGUGCCGUAUGAAAAUAGGAGUGGUGUCUAUAACAAUAAAAGACGACUGCAGAAGAGAAUAAAGAAAAACCCCGUAUUUAAUGCUACUCUCUCACCAAGCCUAGAGGCACUAAGCAGCAGAACUAAGAGGCACCGAAGCCGACUAUUAAGAAAAACGUGUAAUUAUUAUUAUUAAACGUGUACAUUACCUGCUGUUAUUUACUGGAAAAUAAGCAUGAGAUAAAGAAGACAUACUUUCAAC
Molecule: messenger RNA, 3179 nt
Organism: Culex quinquefasciatus (southern house mosquito)
Lineage: Eukaryota; Metazoa; Arthropoda; Insecta; Diptera; Culicidae
Product: myotubularin-related protein 9
Exons: 5
Coding region: 331-2058 (575 amino acids)
Biological process (GO): negative regulation of autophagy
Source: RefSeq, a predicted model, not a curated record